AUGGAUCGUUGCAUCUACGCGCCGUUCUACCCCAUGCGUCGCCUACCUGCGUCUCACGACGACAGACGGCAGUCUGACGAACUCUCCCGGACCUCAGUUGAAAACAACGUUGGCAGCGAGGUCGGGUUCGACACGAUCGACGAAGAAGAGUACGAGCUACCUGCCCCGAUCCGCAGCCCGAGUCCUCAAGCGGACGACGUGCACAAUCACAAUCACAAUGGCGAUCACGAUCACGAUUACUACCACAGCUAUAGCUACAGCCAUAACUACGCAUACAACUCGAGCGACACCCCCGACUUCGCCGUCCGGAGCGGCCCAUCGACAACCUUCGUCACCCGCCGACCCAUCGAAGGCGACUGCAGCAUCUGUAUGCUUCCACUCCGGUACGAAGAGAACAACAGCGACGACUCGAGCGACACCGAGAGCACGAGCUCCACUGACUCAGAAUUCUGGGACCCGCCGGGCCCGGACGCGGACGCUGAAUCAGAAGAAGCAGACGCUGAGCCUGAGCCUGAGCCUGAGCCGCAUGCCCAUGUCUCUGGCUCUGGUGCUGUGCCCGUGUGGGGACAGAUGGCGCACGACAGCCACGGGCUCCUGUGGUGCCGGAGACAGUGUGGGAAUAAUUUCCACGGGAGAUGCAUUGAUCGGUGGUCGUCCGUGGAGAGCUUUGGGUAUAGGCGCCCGACUUGUCCUGUUUGCCGGAGUGCGUGGGUUGAUUAG
Monascus purpureus is the source of this 720-nucleotide messenger RNA. Lineage: Eukaryota; Fungi; Ascomycota; Eurotiomycetes; Eurotiales; Aspergillaceae. The record is from the annotation of a GenBank genome assembly.